Rana temporaria (common frog) is the source of this 1311-nucleotide messenger RNA. Its product is annotated as olfactory receptor 6C74-like. Gene Ontology annotation, molecular function: olfactory receptor activity; G protein-coupled receptor activity. Gene Ontology annotation, biological process: G protein-coupled receptor signaling pathway. Gene Ontology annotation, cellular component: membrane. NCBI's taxonomy places the organism in Eukaryota, Metazoa, Chordata, Amphibia, Anura, Ranidae. The transcript has a single exon. Bases 18 to 986 code for a protein of 322 amino acids. The record is from RefSeq and is a predicted model, not a curated record.
UCUUUCAGAAAGCAGCUAUGUACACAAAUCCUUCAAAUCACACCACCUUCAUCUUUUUCAUUAUAACUGGAAUUUCAGACAUUGAAGAGUUUCAGAAUCUGAUCUUCAUUCUCGUUUUGUUUAUUUAUCUCCUCACCCUUGGUGGUAACAUGACCAUUUUGCUUUUGGUCUGCUUUGAUCGUCAUCUCCAUACUCCAAUGUACUUUUUCUUAGCCAACUUGUCUAUUUCAGACAUGUCUUCCUCCACCAUAACAUUGCAUAAGAGUCUUGUUAUCCAUAUUACAGGAAACAAAAUAAUUUCUUAUUCUAGUUGCUUGGCUCAAAUGUAUAUGUUUGCAUCACUAACAGGACAUGAACUUUUUAUACUGACAGCUAUGAGCUAUGAUCGUUAUGUGGCCAUCUGCAACCCAUUGCGUUAUCACACUAUCAUGAGCAAUAACACGUGUGUUCUGCUGGCCAUGUGCUGUUGGGUGUUGGGUUUUGUAGUGGUCAUUCCACCAACUGUCACUGUAUCAGGAUUUAUAUGCUAUACCUCCAACAAAAUCAAUCAUUUCUUUUGUGAGAUGGCGUCACUUACAAUGCUAACUUGCAGUGACACUUCCGUUCUGGAACUUCUGAACCUUACGGAAGGGCUAAUUGUGGCAACACUCCUACCUUUCCUCCUGACUUUUAUUCCCUACAUAUUCAUUAUAUCUACCAUAUUAAGAAUUUCAUCCAGUACUGGUAGGCGUAAAGCCUUUUAUACAUGUUCCUCCCAUCUCACUGUCGUUGUACUUCUCUAUGUGAUUCUAACUUGUCAGUAUAUCGUACCAACUUCUACAGACUCAAAAAAGUUUUUCUCGCUCUUUAACACAGCUGCUGUCCCAAUGCUAAAUCCAUUGAUCUACAGUUUAAAGAAUAAAGAUGUGAUGUCAGCUCUUCGAAGAUGUCUCAGAUGGUGUAGGGUCAAGUAUGGAAAAACACAUGGGCUAGAAAGAAAUAUUUAACUUUCAUGACAUACGUUUGCCAAAAUGGCAAACGUAUGUCAUGAAAGCUAAAUAAAUAAAUAAAUGUUUUCAAGUACAAAAGACAUUCAGCCUCACUAAGCAAAUUAAACUACAUAGGAGUACCUGUGUAGCGCAUAGACAAAACAGAUUAAAGUUUUUGUUGUCUAACUGCUUUUUUCUAUUAAAUAAAAGAUUUAAUCUCAUUGGUAUCUUGUGGUCAAAACAAACAUAUUUUAUGUAGCACAAACUGUUUAGCAAGGUUUUUUGUAAAACAAGUAAUGCCGCGUACACACGAUCAGUCCAUCCAAUGAGAACAGACCGACGG